CUGGCCCAUCACCAAAAGAUCUGUACGCCAAAUCAAACUAACUACGUAUUCUAGUUUGUUUGUAUUAGCACAACCAAACUUCAAUUGAGUUCAAAAAGGCUGCUAUCUUGUACUUUAUCAUACAUAUCCCAAAAAAUCCUUCUGAAGUCUUUUUGCUACUUGCCGGUCCAUCACUCGAAGAUCUGUAGCAUAUUGUCUGAGACAGUACGAGAAUUUCACACAAAAAGGCCAAAAGCGACUUUUUACACUCAAAGAGAAUCGAUUGAAAAUGGAUUUGAACAAAAGCCACCUGAUUGUUGUGGCCAAUCAACACGUGCUUCUCAGGUUGCCAUCUGAAGCUUUAAAGGUGGUACACUUGAAGGAAGAUGGAAUCAUCAGUUUGGGAAAAUUUGGAGCCUUCAAAGUUAGCAGUAUACUCGGGCAUUCAUUCGGCACGACAUUCGAGAUUAUAGAAGAUCAAGUAGCUGUCCCCGUCAAAUCCUUGACGAGCGUGGAAGAAGUCCCAGAGAAUGAAAUCGAUGAGGAGCAGCUUACAAAAGAUCAAGUGACCAAGUUUUUCGAAGUGAGCGCCGAGUCAAAUCAAGAUAUCAUCAAUAUCGGAUCGAAAAUUCAGAAAUUGGACAGCAAGCAAAUUGAUGACCUCAAGAAGUCUGGUGCAUCAUCCGACAUCGGACAGAAAAUUAUUGAACAGAUUAUUGCAGGCCACUCUGCUUUUGACAAGAAAACGCUAUUUUCCCAGCAGAAGUACUUACGUCGGAAACAGCAGAAAUUCUUGCGCCGAUUCCAGGUCGAAUAUUUGGGUCUGUCUCAACUUUUGCAGUACUAUAUCGACAAGGAUAUUCAGAGGGUUAGAGACAUGAGCGAGGAAACGUUGGGUAUGUUGCUCAGUCAUGCCAAUAUUCGUCCGGGCGGAAACUAUUUGCUUGUUGAUGACACUUCAGGUGUAGUUGCAUAUGCUAUGUUGGAGAGGAUGAAAGGAGAGGGAAGUAUUCUUCUUAUUCACGAAAAUGAGCAUGCAAACUUGGCAGCUUUGCGUCAUUCGGAUUACUCUGACGAGUUCCAAAAGAAAAUGAUUAAGACUUUGAGCUGGCUUCAAUUUGCUGAGCCAGAAAACGAGAAGAUUGACUGGGAAGAACUCCCACAGGAAGCCAUUGAUGAGAUGAAGCCCACAAAGAAACUUCAGUAUCAUAGAAGGCUGAAGAGGGCCGCUGAAAUCAAUGAAGCUUUGGACAUGGUAACUCAGAGUAAUUUUGAUGCAUUUGUUUCUGUUUCGAGUCUCAAUAUGCCCUCAUUUUUGUCGUUGGUUGUUCCUCGCGUGGGCGGAUCACGCCCGUUGGUAUUUUACAGCCCGUUCAAGGAAGCUCUUUUGGAGACCCAACACGAGCUCUCCCGCGACAAGAGAGUGUUGGCUCCUUCAAUAUAUGAAACCAAGGCUAGAAAGUACCAAACGAUACAAGGCCGUUUACAUCCACUUAUGACUCUGCGAGGAUACGGUGGUUACAUUUUGUCUGGUACUAGAGUGUUUCCAGCUGAUGGUCACAUUCAUGCUGUUGGUAAAGGAACGAGGAAGAAACCAAGACAGGAGACAUCUGCUACUCCAGAGGCAAGCACCACAAUUCCGGUAGAAUCUGCAAAGGGGAAGCCCGACGCUGCCAUGGAAGAGUAGGUGACCGGACGCCCUUCCGUAAGAAAAGGAACACACUCAUCUCGAGAUACUAUGAAUUUAUAGAACCUUCCAUUUCAACUAAUCUUUCGCUUUGGUCCACUUCAACCUAGUUUCAUUAUUUUAUGUAUCCCCCGUUCACCAACAGGCGCAAAAAUGACAUUGCAGAGCCUCUCUUCCACGCUACUACACAACGCAAAUUGUUUGCCAGGUCAACAUACCUGCCACACAACCAGUCGUGUGGAAGCUUUUCAGCUGUUCUUAAGACUUGAUCCUCGUAUCCAAGCUCGAAGAUUAAGCCAGCAGAUAGCAGUGGU
Metschnikowia bicuspidata var. bicuspidata NRRL YB-4993 is the source of this 1980-nucleotide messenger RNA. RefSeq names its product tRNA 1-methyladenosine methyltransferase subunit. Gene Ontology annotation, biological process: tRNA methylation. The coding region runs from base 269 to 1666 and encodes 465 amino acids. Gene Ontology annotation, cellular component: tRNA (m1A) methyltransferase complex; nucleus. The transcript has a single exon. The record is from RefSeq and is a predicted model, not a curated record. Lineage: Eukaryota; Fungi; Ascomycota; Pichiomycetes; Serinales; Metschnikowiaceae.